UUUCCCUUCCAUUCCACCCCCCUCUCUCUCUCUUCUCCACUCCAAAUCCCUUCUUACCCUAUUCCCCUCCCCCCGCAGCUUCUCUUCCUCCUGCAGUACUCGCCGCCACCACCACCGCGCCGCCGCCGCCGGCCGCGUUCCGAGACCCACUCGAUCGGAAUCCACCGCGGCGCGCCCGCGCGCCUGCGUCCUCUUCCUUCCCCGGGAGCCGACCGACCACGGCGACCAGUCGAUCUCCCUCUCCGGGCGCCAACCGCGUCUUAGCUUCAUCGAAUCCACCGCCCCACCCCGCAUCUCCUCCUCCUCCUCCGACGACGACGACUACUACUAGUCUUCUCCAAUAAGCCCCCCUCCCGCUCCCCCCGCCUGAAGAAGAAGCAGCAGCUAGCUCCGGGGAGAGGUCGACGGCGCGCCGGGUAGAUCGCGCCCCGCCCCGCCUGCGUCGCGGCUGUCGGAGCAAACGCAAACCCCCCAGGUUGUUCUAGCGUGUGCAGCGGCUAGCUGAUUGAUUGUCUUCUGUGAUAUAUCCAGAGCUCGUGUUUUGUGGUUUGUGGUUUGUGGUUUGUGCUUGGAUUGUUGAUGUGCUAAUUCGCGGCGUUACAAGAUCACUGCUGGAUUGAUAUUGAGUUGUGCCUCGGCUGUGCUAGCUGUGUGUUGAUUCUCUCCUCGUCGUGGUGAUCGAUAUGGAGAUUGUUGCAGUAGAUCAGGAGGGAGCUCGUGUUGUUGGGACGAACUGUAUGCUUGCUCGUGGUGGAACUGGUGCUGUAGCGCCAGUGUUGGAGCUGACAGCGACGCCUCGUCAGGAUGCAGCCGCUGAAGCUGGUGUAGACGAACCGGCACAACACCAAUGCGAGCAUUUCUCCAUAAGAGGGUAUGUUGCUCUUCUUCAGAAGAAGGAUCCAAAAUUCUGCUCUCUAUCUCGGAUUUUCCAUGACCAGAAAAAAUGUGAUGAACACAAAGCUAGUUCAAGCCCAUUUUCUGUAGCAAAGUUUCGACGAUGGGAUUGCUCGAAGUGCUUGGAUAAGUUGAAAACUUCAGAUAAUGGAACAGCACCAAGAACUCUUCCCGCAAAGCAGAAUGGCACAAGUGAUGGUUGCUCCAUCACAUUUGUUCGGAGCACUUUUGUGCCUGCUAGUGUUGGUUCCCAAAAAGUGUCUCCUAGCACACAAUCAUCUCAAGGGAAGAAUGCUGAUAGAUCAACUCUUCCAAAGAGUGUGCAAGAAGGCAAUGACUCCAAAUGCAAUGCGCCUUCUGGCAAGAAUGGAGCUGCUGAGGCCAAUACUGAUUCACCAAUGAAAGAUUUGCAAGGGCCAGCCCAAAAUUAUGAUGUGGCAGCAAAUGUCUCUGAGGACAACACUUCUGUUGAUGUUGGGGCUUUACCUGAAGUUCCCCAGAUUACAUGGCACAUAGAAGUAAAUGGUGCAGAUCAACCUCCAUCCACUCCAAAACUUUCUGAAGUGGUCCUCAAAAGAAAUGAAGAUGAAAAUGGAAAAACUGAAGAGACUCUUGUUGCUGAGCAGUGCAAUUUGACCAAAGAUCCUAACCCAAUGUCUGGAAAGGAACGUGAUCAGGUUGCUGAGCAGUGCAAUUUGACCAAAGAUCCGAAACCAGUGUCUGGGCAGAAAUGUGAGCAGAUCUGCAAUGAGCCAUGUGAAGAAGUUGUUCUCAAAAGAAGCUCCAAAUCUAAGAGGAAGACGGAUAAGAAGUUGAUGAAGAAGCAGCAGCACAGCAAGAAACGCACUGCCCAGGCUGAUGUUUCAGAUGCAAAGCUUUGUCGGAGAAAGCCAAAAAAGGUGCGGCUUCUAUCAGAAAUUAUAAAUGCUAACCAGGUUGAGGAUUCUAGAAGUGACGAAGUUCAUCGUGAAAAUGCCGCUGAUCCCUGUGAGGAUGAUAGAAGUACCAUCCCGGUCCCGAUGGAAGUAAGCAUGGAUAUUCCUGUUAGCAACCAUACAGUGGGAGAAGAUGGGUUAAAAUCAAGUAAGAACAAGACAAAACGCAAAUACUCUGAUGUUGUAGAUGAUGGAUCAUCACUUAUGAACUGGCUGAAUGGAAAAAAGAAAAGAACUGGAAGUGUGCAUCACACAGUUGCUCAUCCAGCUGGGAAUUUGAGCAACAAAAAAGUGACACCCACUGCGAGUACUCAGCAUGAUGAUGAGAAUGAUACUGAAAAUGGUCUUGACACAAAUAUGCAUAAGACAGAUGUCUGUCAGCAUGUAUCAGAAAUCUCCACACAGAGGUGCUCAUCAAAGGGGAAAACAGCGGGUUUGAGUAAGGGGAAAACACAUUCAGCUGCUAGUACCAAAUAUGGUGGUGAAAGCACCAGAAAUGGUCAGAACAUACAUGUACUCAGCGCAGAAGAUCAAUGCCAGAUGGAAACCGAAAACUCUGUUCUGAGUCACUCGGCAAAGGUUUCUCCAGCUGAGCAUGAUAUCCAAAUUAUGUCUGACCUUCAUGAGCAGAGUCUACCCAAGAAGAAAAAGAAGCAAAAACUUGAAGUGACUCGUGAAAAACAGACCAUGAUAGAUGACAUCCCCAUGGAUAUUGUUGAACUGCUAGCUAAAAACCAGCAUGAGAGGCAGCUUAUGACUGAGACUGAUUGUUCUGACAUCAACCGUAUUCAAUCCAAGACAACUGCUGAUGAUGAUUGUGUAAUAGUAGCUGCCAAGGAUGGUUCAGAUUAUGCAUCAAGUGUGUUUGACACUAAUUCCCAACAGAAGUCCUUGGCAUCCCAAAGUACACAGAAGGAGUUACAGGGUCAUUUGGCAUUGACCACACAAGAGUCUCCACAUCCUCAGAACUUUCAGUCUACUCAGGAACAGCAGACACAUUUGCGGAUGGAAGAAAUGGUCACUAUUGCUGCAAGCUCACCACUAUUUUCACAUCAUGAUGAUCAGUAUAUUGCUGAAGCACCAACUGAACAUUGGGGCCGUAAGGACGCAAAGAAGCUAACGUGGGAGCAAUUUAAGGCCACUACAAGAAAUUCUCCAGCAGCAACAUGUGGUGCUCAAUUUAGACCUGGUAUCCAAGCAGUUGACUUGACUUCUACUCAUGUCAUGGGAUCUUCCAGCAAUUAUGCAUCUCGCCAACCAGUAAUUGCGCCACUGGACCGCUAUGCUGAAAGAGCGGUUAACCAGGUCCAUGCAAGAAAUUUUCCAAGCACAAUAGCAACCAUGGAAGCGAGUAAGUUAUGUGAUCGGAGAAAUGCUGGACAAGUAGUCUUGUAUCCUAAAGAAUCCAUGCCUGCGACGCAUCUUCUGAGAAUGAUGGAUCCAUCAACAUUAGCAAGCUUCCCCAACUAUGGAACUUCUAGCAGGAACCAGAUGGAGUCUCAACUUCAUAAUUCUCAGUAUGCACAUAAUCAGUACAAAGGAUCAACCAGCACAUCAUAUGGCAGUAACCUGAAUGGAAAGAUUCCAUUGACAUUCGAAGACUUAUCACGGCAUCAGCUGCAUGAUCUGCACAGACCUUUACGCCCACAUCCUAGAGUUGGUGUGCUUGGCUCCUUGCUGCAGAAGGAAAUUGCAAACUGGUCGGAGAACUGUGGCACACAAUCUGGUUAUAAGUUAGGAGUGUCAACAGGAAUAACAUCGCAUCAGAUGAACAGAAAGGAACAUUUUGAAGCCCUGAAUUCUGGAAUGUUUUCAGCAAAAUGGAAUGCAUUGCAGUUGGGUUCUGUUAGCUCCAGUGCAGAUUUUUUAUCAGCGAGGAACAGCAUAGCUCAAUCUUGGACCAGAGGCAAGGGUAAAAUGGUUCAUCCCUUGGAUCGGUUUGUGAGACAGGAUAUCUGUAUAACUAACAAGAACCCAGCUGAUUUUACUACAAUCAGUAACGAUAACGAGUAUAUGGAUUACCGCUGAAGCAGAAAGUGGUGUGCAUAAUUCCUGAACAUUUACAAUCAUACAUUUCAUCUUUAUGGCGCCAAAUAGUCAUACUGUAAGAGGAGGGCUUUGCUGGAUCUGCUGUAAGGCUUCUUGUAAGUUGUGGAUGCCCCAUUUUCUGGAUGGGAACCUGCCAGACAGUGAACAAGGGCUUUGCAAGGUGCAGCAUCCGGUUUUUGUUUUGCCAGUCCAAGAAACGUCCUCCUGUUACUUUGUAGUUGUACUCAUACUAGUGCGCUUGUUUGUACAAGGAGAAAUGUGUAACCUUGUUGAAAAAAUGUCUCCCCCAUUUUGUAAUUACCAUAAGGAGGUUUAUAGUGUUGUGAGCUGUGUGUGACUGACGGCGAGAAAUGGUUUUGUCGGUGUUAAGGUUGAAACGACUAGCUCUCGUUAUCAAUGUGUUGUAAACUUCUAGAUUGAUGUGUUACCUUACUCUUGAAGUCAACACCGGAGAAUUUACAGUACUUUUUUGCCGUGCCA
This is a messenger RNA of Oryza sativa Japonica Group (Japanese rice), 4358 nucleotides long. Its product is annotated as protein EMBRYONIC FLOWER 1. Gene Ontology annotation, biological process: negative regulation of DNA-templated transcription; shoot system development; negative regulation of flower development. The record is from RefSeq and is a predicted model, not a curated record. Lineage: Eukaryota; Viridiplantae; Streptophyta; Magnoliopsida; Poales; Poaceae.